Molecule: messenger RNA, 4752 nt
Organism: Petromyzon marinus (sea lamprey)
Lineage: Eukaryota; Metazoa; Chordata; Hyperoartia; Petromyzontiformes; Petromyzontidae
Gene: GNB5
Product: G protein subunit beta 5
Biological process (GO): signal transduction
Molecular function (GO): protein binding
Source: RefSeq, a predicted model, not a curated record
AUCAUGGUUGGAUUUUGACUUUCUCAAUACAUUGCUGAUAUAAACACAUACGGUUAAAACAGUUGCACAACUCACACGACGGGGGAUCUUUUUUGUUGUUGUAAAUCAGUAAUAGGCGGACGGAUAUCCAGAAGGAAGCCACAGCAUUUGUAAAGUGCUCCGUUCCGCGAGCGCCGCCCUUCUUAAAGUCCAGCGGCGACCGCGCGCCACGGCCUUCGGCGAGCGUAGCCACAAGCGAGCGUAGCCACAAGCGAGCGUAGCACCGCGGAAACAGCGGGCGCCCCGUGGGGCACCGCGCGUCCUUCAGCACCGCGGACAGCGACCGCCGCGUGGCGCGGUCGCGCAUUGCAGCGCAGCCCAGGGGCUGCGGCUGCAGCGCCUCUCACUCUCACUGUAUUACAGUAGAGAGUGAGGGAUGCGGGCGGCCCGCUAGGGUACACAUUCGCCCAGCUCCGGUUACGCAUCGCCAGGACAGCAACGGCAAGAUACCGGGAGGCGGUUAACAACUCGGAAAUAAUAGCGAUCCCGAAAAUCUCGUGAAGGCUUCGCCUGUUCAUCUGUGCGGUCCGUGCACCGAGAGUGGCAACGGGCAGACGCGCUCAUUCAUGUUCUACCUGCGGCGCUCGCCUGCCUUUGGCUGCGCUCCCUAGGGUCUCUCCGCGCCGGUCCGCAUCUCUGGCCGUGUGCGCGCUGCGUUCGCGCGCGACUCUCGUGUUGAUGCAGUGCCGCAUUUCGUCCGUCCAUCGUUAACCUGCUAGCGUCGACCGAGUGUAGUCACUGCGCCUCUGUUGCGGCCUCUGCGUGCUUUUGGGUGCUCGUGCGCCGGAAAGAUGGCCUCCGAAGGGCUGCAGGAGAAUGAGACCAUUGACGGGCUGCAGGGAGAGGCGGAGAACCUCAAGAUGAAACUGGAGGAGGAGAGGGCCAAGUUGCACGACGUGGAACUUCACCAGGUGGCCGAACGAGUGGAGGCGCUGGGCCAGUUUGUCAUGAAGACGCGUCGCACCCUCAAAGGGCACGGCAACAAAGUUCUGUGCAUGGACUGGUGCAAGGACAAGCGGAGGCUUGUCAGCUCCUCCCAGGAUGGGAAGGUGAUCGUGUGGGAUGCGUUUACCACCAACAAGGAGCAUGCUGUCACCAUGCCAUGCACGUGGGUCAUGGCGUGCGCGUAUGCUCCGUCCGGGUGCGCCAUUGCCUGCGGGGGCCUUGACAACAAGUGCUCUGUUUACCCACUGAGCAUGGACAAGAAUGAAAACCUCGCAGCUAAGAAGAAGUCCGUGGCCAUGCACACAAACUACCUAUCUGCCUGCUGCUUCACUAACUCCGACAUGCAGAUUCUGACGUCGAGUGGAGAUGGCACUUGCGCACUGUGGGAUGUGGAGAGUGGCCAGCUCCUGCAGAGCUUCCAUGGGCAUGGAGCUGAUGUCCUGUGCCUCGACCUGGCUCCAUCUGAGACUGGAAAUACAUUCGUGUCUGGGGGCUGUGACAAGAAGGCAAUGGUGUGGGACAUGCGCACAGGCCAGUGCGUGCAGUGCUUUGAAACGCACGAGUCUGACAUCAACAGCGUAAGGUAUUACCCAAGUGGAGAUGCGUUUGCCACGGGCUCGGACGACGCCACGUGCCGGCUCUAUGACCUGCGUGCGGACCGGGAGGUGGCCGUCUUCUCCAAGGAGAGCAUUAUCUUCGGAGCCUCUAGUGUCGACUUCUCACUGAGCGGUCGCCUGCUGUUUUCCGGCUAUAACGACUACACAAUCAACGUGUGGGAUGUACUCAAGGGAUCGCGCGUCUCCAUCCUGUUCGGCCACGAGAAUCGCGUGAGCACCCUGCGCGUCUCCCCCGACGGAACCGCCUUCUGCACCGGCUCCUGGGACCACACGCUCAGGGUUUGGGCCUGACGUUUGUUCAAGAUGAGAAUGGACAAGGUGGACCAUCUUUUGUUUUUUCUUUCUCCAAAGUGUUUUCCCAGAGAUUCAUGUUUUGCAUGUCUAGCUGUCAGUUUUCCUUACCGGCACAACUGCUUUCUGUGGCUGUCGUAAUGAUUGUAACGGUGCAGUUAUUAUUUUAUUUUGGAACAUCCGAUUUUUAGGGUGGCACCAAACCAAUUUUAAUGACUACAUCCCUCCCUUAUUUUAAGAUUUCACCUUUCACGUUCAUCUCAAAUAACCCUGAAUGUGCACCAACUCAAAAUGAAAUAAAUCCUUUCCAUGAGACUGUGACGUCUCCUGUUAAUGUUAUACCCAAACAAUGUUCACUCUUUGGAUAAAAUAAUCCAGCCUAGUUUACUUGCAUCUAUAAACCUGAGAUGAACCCCCAUCUCCAGGGCCGGAUUGACACGCGGGCUUUCAUGGCCUGCAGCCUGGGGCCUCGGAUAUAGAGGGGCUGCCCACACUAUAUAUAUACCAUGUAGGAUACAAUAUAUUGCAUAAAUAAGUAGCGUGUUACUGUGUGGAAUCGGAACAGCUGCAUUCAGCCGGAGCAGACUGCCUUAGCUGAAGAGGGGCUUCAAAACCAAAUCUAUUACAGCCACGGGGUUUUACCCUCGCACGGAUCCCGGCCUGGCCCAUCCAUACAUCUUCCCAGGAACAAGAUCUAUUCUAAGCAUAUUCCGACUAGGAAGAGGUAAAUGUCUUCCUAAAACUGAUGUUGUAACUCCGAAACUCUGAAAACUGCUCAAAUGUAGCGAUGUAUCUGGAGUGAAGUCUUCCUCCAAUGCGGCCAGCGUCUAUCGUGCAAUUAGAAACCUGCCUAGCUCUAGUAGUUGCAGUAACGCUAAGAGCUCACUGAACCAGUCUCUGUCUUUCUUUAAUGUCAUCACCGCUGCUUGAUUCUGCUAUCACUAAAAUGGCACAGCCAUAACAAGUUUCAUGAAUAUGUUCCGGAAAGUCUUAAAUGUAUUCAGUCAAAGUGUGAUGCAGGUGGAGGUCAGUCUCCGUGCAGUGGGGCAGUGGUAUUAAAUCUCAGGGCACCGUCACACCUUGAGGUCGGCACAGCAGUAAAGCAGCCAAAUGUGGCGAGGCAGUAGGAGAAGAAAUUUAAUUAUGUGGCUUUGUUGCUGAGAUGUUGACCAAAGCGGGGUGAGGGCGGGGGGUGAGAGAGGACUGCACAGAUAACGAUGCUAGGAGCAGGGAACAGUUCCCACAUGACUGACAACAACUAUGAUACCAUUCACAAUCGGGACACCUUGAUUGAGGGUCCCAGAAAAGAUCUUUCCGGAAAAUUUUGCAGAAGGAAAAUCAAGCAUAUUUCUAUUAAAUACCAGUGCUUUAGGCUGACAUAUCUGCUGUCAGGCAGUUAAUAGAGAAGAGCUGUGAGUGUGGAAAUUAUAUUUUUACUUCUUUUGUAGGGAUUAAACCGGCGUGUGAUUCCAUUUGCAGAGAUGAGCUACGGGAACGUAUAGAUUGGUACAACCACUCCAUGCACAAUAGGCUGACCGCUGCAAAAUGUGCACACCAGAACGAAUGCCGAGUUUGUUGUUUGAAGGAAAUGCAUGGAUUGAGGAAAGGAACAGCUGUUUACCAGGUGUCUAUUUUACCUCCAUCUUCCUCAGUGUUUUUACGGGGUGUGUAUUCACGAAGACAACGGAUAGGGCAGACACUGUAGACGGCCAGCAUUUAAAAAAAUGCACUUCAAAGAUUUGGAGCUCAAUUGAGGUUUUUUUUUUACCAUAAUUCCACAUUGUUUGCUUGAGUUACAGAUGUUUGUUUUUAUGGAAAUUUGUUUUGAUUUCAACAUUUGCUAUUAAUUCGAGGUAAUUCCCAUCAUUAGUAAACCACAUUACGCUCCACUUCAAUUUCCCUUGCGGAUUGUGUUGAAGUUGUCAUCGCGGAGAUAAAUAAUCGCAGAAACUUUUCACACCUUGUGUGCUGUGAUUCCAGCUCGAAACUGGUGAAAGUGGCCACUGUUUGGCAAACAGUUUGGGCAUGGUGGCUGACUCCGCUGUCUUCGUGUGUGGCUGUGGCGUGCACACAUCCUGCAAACACAUGCAGAAACCACCACAGCAUUACGCGAGCUGAAACCUCUCACAAUGGCGUCAGACGCAGAUGAAUUCUUGCAACCCAGUAAACCGGGAACGUUGGGAUGACAUUGGUCCAACGUUUCCUACCACAUGCCAACGUUGGCCCAACGCUGCAUGUUUUCUGGGAAGCACACACUGAUGACGAUGUUUGUGAUGAUGAUAUUGUCAUGUAUUUCUCAAGAAAAGCCUCUUUGAGUCUCAAAACUUUUAUUAGGAGAGACCUGCAUUGGAAUGCUUGUCCAAAUCCAUUAAAAAGUGUUUUGCCUGUAGGAGGAAUUCAGGUUUUCAGAGAAAACUCGCGCAUAUGAGGGGAUAACAGUGAUAUUUCCACAGAUGGGGUCACUGACCCAAGUGCUCUAUUGUAAUAUCCUGGCAACCUUGUGAGUUUUACAAAUCUGCACGACCCACCAAUGUGCUGGAUUAGGCAGUCAUGCACCACGAGGCUUGCUUGCUGCUGCUGUGCUGAUGUCCGUUGAUGUAAUGACGAUGAUGAUGCUGAGGAUAAAACACAAUAACAAAUGAAGGAUUUUCAGUUAUUCAGUGCUCAAAGACAAAUAGUGCCUCAAAGUGCUUGGCUAUACAUUGAUAAAAUAAAAAGCCCCGAGUGAAAAUUUUGAAAUAUAUGGGAAAGAUAUAAAAAAUAACAAUGAACGAUGACAAUUUAAGAUAAAACUAUUGAGAAUGAAUUAGUUCUGAAUGCAACCACAUCUUAAAAUGCUGUCGAGAAACAGUGGCUAUUU